UCCCCAAGCACCUCGAAAUCCCUCAAAGCACCUCAAAAUUCCUCUUCCGUGCUCGUGAGAGCAGAGGCUUUCCGCAUUUCUUGUGCUGUCAGCCCACCCCCGGCCGCCAACCCCGCGCCCCGUCCCUCCCGCAGUGCCUUCGCAGACCCAGGGCACGGCCCCCACGCGAAAUGGCAGCGCGGGUUUCGUCACACGGUGCACGAACGUGGCAGGGAUUUACCCCCUGCCCUCGGGUUGCUCCACGUGAGCUCAGGGGCCACGUUACACCGCGCGGAGGAAAUCCUGCCGGUAAACAAGCUCGGCAGCUGCCCGGGAUGGAUUACGGCCCUGUGGGCCAUGCCAGGGGCGAAGGGCUCCGACGUGCCCCGUGGGGGAGCGCUCGGUGCUGCUCUGCCUCCAAACUGCUCGCUUUUAAAGCCUUGGGCAAGGAUUUUCUGCAUCUCCUCCUUCCCAGAGCGCAUUUAGGUUAAAAAAAACCCAAAUUACCCCCCCAUCCCUGAGGUCUCGGCAGCCACCAGAGGGGCAGGACUGCGUUGUCGGGUGCUGCUGCCCCCCAGCUCUGCCCCAGUGGGUGUUGGUGGGCUGGGCAGGGCCCCCCCACCCAUGCCCGAGCCCUGCAGGGGAGCAGAGAGCUGAAACACGGGUCACGGGUGCUGGGUGGCCCUGCUCUCAUCAGCUGAAAUGCCACCGGGGCAACUGGGUGUCACUGUCACCCGAUCCCUGUGGCUGCUGGAAUGUCCUCCCGGGCGCUAUAUAAGGGCUGGCCAAGGAGCCGGCUUGCAGGGCGAUGGCUGCGCGGAGAGGGGCGUAAGGCAGGAGCCGGGACGCGGUGCCGAGGUCCCUCCGCCCCCACCACCACGCCACGAUGGUGGGUCUGAAGCCCCCCGAGGUGCCCCCAACAGCCACCAUGAAGUUCUUCAGCGCGGGGACGGCCGCCUGCAUCGCCGACCUCUGCACCUUCCCCCUGGACACCGCCAAAGUGCGGCUGCAGAUUCAGGGCGAGGUGCGGAUCCCCCGGAGCAGCAGCACCGUGGAGUACCGGGGUGUUUUGGGGACGCUGAGCACCAUGGUGAGGACGGAGGGACCCCGCAGCCUCUACAGCGGGCUGGUGGCCGGGCUGCAGCGGCAGAUGAGCUUCGCCUCCAUCCGCAUCGGGCUGUACGACUCGGUGAAGCAACUCUACACCCCCAAGGGUGCCGAGAGCACAGGGCUGACGGCGCGGGUGCUGGCGGGCUGCACCACGGGGGCAGUGGCGGUGACGUGCGCCCAACCCACCGACGUGGUCAAGGUACGGUUCCAGGCCAACGUGGCGCUGCCGGACGGCGCCCGGCGGUACAACGGCACCGUGGAUGCCUACCGCACCAUUGCCAGGGAGGAGGGCGUCCGCGGGCUCUGGAGAGGGGCGCUGCCCAACAUCGCCCGCAACGCCAUCGUCAACUGCGGGGAACUCGUCACCUAUGACCUCAUCAAGGAUGCGCUGCUGCGGGCGCAGCUGAUGACAGACAACCUCCCCUGCCACUUCGUAGCGGCCUUCGGGGCCGGCUUCUGCGCCACGGUGGUGGCGUCGCCGGUGGACGUGGUGAAGACGCGGUACAUGAACGCCGGCCCCGGGCAGUACCGGAACGUGCUCAGCUGCUUCCUGGGCCUGCUCAUGCAGGACGGCCUCGCCGGCUUCUACAAAGGGUUCGUCCCCUCGUUCCUGCGGCUCGGCUCCUGGAACGUGGUGAUGUUCAUCUCCUACGAGCAGCUGCAGCGCGUGGCGGCGCUGGCCCGGGCGGCCCAAUCCUGACCCCAACCCCCCAACCCCAGCCCCGCUCGUCAGCACUGGCGAGUCACAGCAGUAAAUUAUAUUAAUUGCUGAAGCGACGGGGGAGCAGCGACACCGAACCCCUCCCAGCCCGAGGGGGACACCCCAAGAGGGACCGGCAAGAUGGAAAGAGAAACGAUGCUGUUUGCAGAGAAACGUGGGAGAACGGAGGUUUCCAGAGAAAGGUUUAGGGAGGAAGAAAAGAAAAAAGGUUAUAGGGUUUUUUUCCAGCUGGGAAGAGCAUCACUUCCCGGCAGCAGCGGGGACAAGGCGGGACCGAGGCGAGGGCCGGGGGAUGUGGUGAUUCCUGUUAUUCCUCACGGACGCUUCCAAUAAACCACCCCCAUGGGGUCUGAUCGCA
Molecule: messenger RNA, 2168 nt
Organism: Phalacrocorax carbo (great cormorant)
Lineage: Eukaryota; Metazoa; Chordata; Aves; Suliformes; Phalacrocoracidae
Source: RefSeq, a predicted model, not a curated record